AUGGAAAGAAGAGAAGAAUGUGUGAAGAAAAUGGAAGAAGGAUUAAUGGUGGAAAAGAAGAAACUUGUUGCAGGCAAGAAGAGAGGAAUAAUAGGAAGAUCUUCAACCCCAUCACCUACUUGGAGACUUCAAUUUCCUUCUUCUCAACAUAAUGUUCAACAAGAGUUCCUCAACUCUCCAACCUCAAAAACACUUUCUGCAAGAAACCUCUGUGCAAAACUCUGGGAAUUUCACUCUCACCACCAGCCAGGGUCUGCUAGGGAUUCGAGAAGAUGUGUUCAAGCAUCAUUUGGUCAACCCCGUAGAUCAGUUGACAGAAAUGGUUCCGCUGUGCAAUCUGUGUCUGCGUCCCCUGCUAGUUACCGUAGGUCGUUGGAAGUUAUGCCAGAAAAUGAUGUAAAUCCUAGAAGUUCUUUAGGACAGUCAAGCUGCAACUCGAAAUCUUCGAGAGAGUUAGUCAAGGUUCUCGAUCGUAUGCGGUGUCUUGAAGAACAGCAUGCAUCAAAUAUAGCAACAGCAAAAGCGCUGAUAAAUGAACUAGAUUUUUCUCAAGCACAAGUAAAAGAGUUAGUACAAGAAAAGAAAAUGAAUAGGAAAAUAGUGGAGAGCUUAAUGAAACAAAUAACAGAAGACAAACGUGUUAACGAAGUCAAAGAGCGUGAUAUGAUCAAAGAUGUAAUCCAAUCUGUCAAGGAAGAGAUUGAAGAUGAAAGGAGGUUAAGAAAGAGUUUAGAAAACCGAUAUCGGAGCCUUACCAAGGAGCUUUCUGAAGUGAAGUCUUUGUUUCGUGCUAGUUUGAGAGAUCUCGGAAGAGAGAAAAAAACAAAUAUCCUUUUGGAAAACUUGUGUGACGAUUUUGCUAAAGGAGUAAGAGAUUAUGAACAUGAAGUACGUUCUGUAACGCAUAAUGCGAAUAAAAAUCACAUCAAAGACGAUAGUAGCCUUGAUAGGCUAAUACUUCAUAUUUCAGAAGCUUGGCUUGACGAGCGCACACAAAUGAAGCUACUUCAUGACAGUCGUGAUAACGAUCUCCCACAGACACAUUCAAUUGUCGACAAAUUACACGUUGAUAUUGAAACAUUUCGUCGAGCAAAGCAAUCUAUUGACUCGAGUAAACAUAGUAACUCCUCUACUAAGAAGGUCAAGGAAAUUUACCCUUGCCUAUAUUCAUUAGAUUCCUUUAAACUAAAGGAAACAAUAACUUCACCUCAAAGUUUUUCCAAGGAAGCUUCCAUCGGUACCGGUAUUUUUGAAGACAAAACGAAUGCUGAGAAAGGACUUAACAAACUCAACGCUGUAAAGAACAUGUCAUGUGAGAUUGGAAGGUAUAGCUCAACUCUAUUAAAUGCUCCUAGUUCUAGGGUAUCAAAAUUCUGGGAGACAAAACAGGGUGUACCAGAAAGUGAUGGAGCCACGACAAAGAGGAUUAAUUUAAGUCAGAGCCUAGUUGGAAACAGUUCCAUGUCAUCAGAAGGCGAUAAGGUAUACCCUGAGAGUAUUUGCAGGGAGGAUUCAUGUGUUCAUUCUGCAGUUACAGUUAAGGGAAGUCCUGUAAAACAGUGGAAAACAACAUGUGCUAGGGGAGUAAAAGACAAUACAUUUAUGGCAAAACUGAUUGAAGCAAGGUUAGAGGGACAUAAAUCUCAGUCAAAUACUAGGAAAAGCUCUUUUUGA
Lathyrus sativus (Indian pea) is the source of this 1674-nucleotide messenger RNA. The record is from the annotation of a GenBank genome assembly. NCBI's taxonomy places the organism in Eukaryota, Viridiplantae, Streptophyta, Magnoliopsida, Fabales, Fabaceae.